This is a messenger RNA of Naegleria lovaniensis, 1362 nucleotides long. RefSeq lists its product as uncharacterized. Gene Ontology annotation, molecular function: protein binding. NCBI's taxonomy places the organism in Eukaryota, Heterolobosea, Eutetramitea, Acrasida, Naegleriidae. The record is from RefSeq and is a predicted model, not a curated record. The transcript has a single exon. Bases 1 to 1362 code for a protein of 453 amino acids.
AUGCCAAAUCAACCAUCCUCUGGAUCGGAGAACUACGACAUCGAACCAGGUCCUAUUGAUCAAUUCGAUAGGAAACUCAAGUUUAACAAUCAACAAAGCUUGGAGAUUGAUACUACUUCUUAUCAAUCACAAAUAUAUGGCUUGGAUAUACAGAGAAUAGGAUGGGAAGUUACGAUUAAACGUUCGCGAUCACACUAUCGACUUGAAAGAAUAAAAGGUUAUGAUAAACAUGGCACGGAGAAGAAUGCCGAUGAGAGCAAGCCUGUUGGAGAUUUAUGUGAUAUUGAACACAAACUUCAUUUUCCAAGAGAAGAAAAAUCUUGUUUUUAUUCGUUCCGAUCCAACUCUCGACAAACACAUUGCUCGUUUACACACUUUCAACUUCGACAUUUAUUAGCAACAACAUCUCCAACGGAUGUAUUUUACAUGAAUGAUUACAGUGUUUAUCAUUGGAACACAAUUGCAAAAACAACAGAGCAAUCGAACGGCAAAACAUCCAUUGAAAGGAAACUUUUAGAUCUUCAUAAAGGACAUGGUAUUAUCAAAGAUUUAACGUACAUGGGAAAUGAUCAAAUUCCUGGUAUUCUCAUUUCCACACUCAAUGCUUCAUUUCCAUACUUGGCUGUUGGAGGAUUUAAAGGCGAAAUUGUGAUCGCUAGCUUGGAAAACGAAGGAGAAAUAAUUUAUAAUGGAAGAAUAUCUUCUGCUAGCAAUUCUAUAACUAAUUAUAUGGACAUUCGAGGGAACACUCUUCUAGUUUCUAGCAAUGAUGGAGUUGUUCGAAAAUUUGAUUUACCUACUAUGGAUCUCCUUUCAGCUGUAUCCUUUGAAUACUGUAUUAACAAUGCUGCCAUGCAAUCACAUAAUGGAAAGUUGAUGGCAGUUAUUGGUGACACCUAUGACGUUGUGGUGUGUGACCAAGAAGGCACCAAGGCUUCGAUGAUGAAGCUAAAAGGACAUAUGGAUUAUUCAUUUGCUCUUUCUUGGAAUCCUGUGAAUGAGUAUCAAUUUGCAACUGGAAGUCAAGAUCGACUGCUAUGUGUAUGGGAUAUACGAAGGCCUUCAUCUCCAGUGUAUAGCAUUCCUGCAAUUAUUGGAGCAGUAAGAUCUGUAAGAUAUUCAGAAGACGGUCAAUUUCUUGCCUCUGCAGAACCUGCUGAUUUUGUGCAUAUCUACAAUGUAAAUAGUAAUUUUGAUAAGGAACAAUUAUUAGAUUUCUACGGUGAAAUUGUGGGCCUUGACUUUUCCAAGAAAGAUGGCGGAAAAUCUCUCUACGUGGGCAUCUUUGAUCGUCAAUUCAAGUCACUGAUGGAAUUUUCAAGAUUUUCAACAGAUUCAACGGUUGAUGAUAUUUUCAUUUAG